AUGGCUUGGGAACCACAGGAGGAGCCGCUGAAGCAGCUUGCAAAAUAUCUGCAAGAUUCCCUCAAUCAUGCCGACAAGAAUGUGAUGAGAAACGCGGAGAUUCAGAUGCUGAACCAAGCGAAAGCAAGCCCAGACAUCAACAACUAUCUAGCAUACUUGUUUGCAAACAGUGGAGCCGCAACGGUCUCGAGCAUAGUCCCAGAGUAUGUCGAUCUUGUGCGAGCCGCUGCCGCCAUGAUGCUGAAAAAUGGUGUUCGGACAUCGUAUAAGGCAAUCCCACAGUCAAGCAAAGACUACAUCAAGUCCAUGGUUCUACUUGGGAUUCAAGAUCCUAAAUCAAACAUGCGAAACUAUGCUGGAAACGUUGUCACAGAGAUCAUACGUCAGGGAGGAGUCAUGGGAUGGCCGGAACUUCUUCAAGAGUUGAUACUCUUGGCCAGCAACGAGAGCGGUAAUUCAACACAGCAGACUCAGGAGGGGGCUAUGGGUGCCCUCCUCAAGCUAUGUGAAGACAACACCAAAGCUCUAGACAAAGAUUAUUCUGGUACAAGGCCGAUAAAUCACCUGUUUCCCAAAUUCUUGCAGCUCACAACUAGCCCACUGCCAAAAGUGCGUGCGAAUGCGUUAGCGAGCAUGAAUGUUUUCAUUGCAGAUCAACCUCCGGCGGUCAUGUCUAACAUUGACGCCUUAUUAUCACAACUCUCGCAACUCGCGGCGGACCCGAACACCGAAGUUCGAAAGCACGUAUGCCGUGCUUUUAUUCAUAUUGCUGAUAUCAGCCCUGAGCGGAUCGCUCCGCAUCUUGACGAUCUUGUAAAAUUCAUGGUCUCACAACAGAGAACUGUAGAAGAUCCUGAACUUGCGCUCGAUGCUGCUGAAUUCUGGCUAUGUCUCGGUGAAGAUGAGAAUCUCCGAGAUUAUCUUGGCCCUUAUCUGCCUCAGAUCGUGCCUGUACUUCUAGACAGCAUGGUAUACGACAAGGACGAAGUGGAACGACUCGAAGCUGAAGCUGAGGAUGACGCGGACGAAGACGACAACCAGGAAGAUAUAAAGCCCCAAUUUGCAUCGACUAAGGACGCCCGAUUGACCGCUGCAACGAAUGGUGAAACCGAUACGAGCACUAAUGGAUCUGGAAAAUCGACUGCCGCAAAUUUUGAUGAAAACGAACUCAGUGAUGGUGAGAUCGAGGACUACGACGACUCAGACAUUGGAGAUCCAGAAGAGCAGUGGAAUCUUAGAAAAUGCUCAGCGGCCGCCUUGGAUGUGCUGGCAUCAGUGUUCCACCAACCAGUGUUUGAAGAGACUCAACAGUACCUCAAAAACAAUCUUAAUCACCCAGAGUGGCCGUACCGCGAGGCCGCCGUUCUUGCUCUCGGUGCCAUUGCCGAGGGCUGUAUGGACGUGGUCACGCCUCAUCUACCAGAUUUGACGAAUUACCUCACAUCACUUCUUAAUGAUAAGCAGCCCGUAGUUCGCAAGAUUACUUGCUGGUCACUUGGUCGCUAUUCAGGGUGGGCAUCACAACUCGAUAUGAAUGGCCAACAGCAAUAUUUCGUUCCGGUCAUGGACGGCAUACUUCGACGAAUGCUGGACAGCAAUAAAAGCGUACAAGAGGCUGCCGCAUCAGCAUUCGCAAAUCUAGAAGAGAAGGCAGGGAGAUCACUCGAGAACUACUGCCCUGUCAUUGUUCGACAGUUCGUCGAAUGUUUUGCCCGAUACAAGGAUCGAAACAUGUUCAUAUUGUAUGACUGUGUUCAAACACUCGCGGAACAUGUAGGCCCGGCGCUUGCGCGACCAGAGCUUAUUCAAAUACUCAUGCCAGCCCUGAUAGACCGCUGGAACAAGGUUUCGGAUCAGUCGCGUGAGAUGUUCCCGUUGCUAGAAUGCUUGUCCUAUGUGGCAACGGCUCUCAAAUCCGAAUUUGCACCCUUUGCUAAACCCAUCUUCACGCGAUGUAUCACCAUCAUUCAACAGAACCUGGAAGCAGACUGGCUAGCGAAACAAGAUCCUGGGAUUGAGUCGCCAGACAAAGACUUUCUGGUAACGAGUCUAGACCUUCUGAGCGCGAUCAUUCAGUCUUUGGACAGUACGAAUAUUACAGACCUUGUUGCUACUUCUCAACCAAAUCUUUUCAGACUGAUAGCGUACUGCAUGGACGAUGGCAACAACGAUGUUCGACAGUCGGCAUACGCCCUUCUAGGCGAUUGCGCCAUUUACGUCUUUGAUCAACUUCAGGAAUACUUGCCAUCGAUAUUGGAGAUUCUGAUAGCCCAACUCGAGCUCAGCCAAGUGUUGAAUGAUGCUAAACAGACCAACUACUCAGUCGUCAAUAACGCUUGCUGGUCCGCUGGUGAGAUUGCAAUGAGGCGAGGCGCUGGCAUGGCCCCCUACGUGGAACGCUUAUUACAACGUUUGGCUGCUAUUCUGUUCAAUAAUAAGGUUCCAAUCUCUCUGAAUGAGAAUGCAGCAAUCGCCGUAGGCAGACUAGGCAUUGGCUGCCCUGAUGCACUCGCCCCACACUUAUCGCAAUUCGGCCCCUCUUUCGUCAAGAUUAUCAGUCAUGUAGACUGGACAGACGAGAAGAGCCACGCGCUGAGCGGAUUCAUCAACGUGGUUCUCGCCAACCCGGCCGCCAUGGAGCACUGCCUGUUAGAUUUCUUCGUGGAACUUGCUAGCGCCCCCAAGCAUCACGUCGAGAGCGGGUCGUCCGACACGUCAGCCGAUUGGCGAAUUGCAUUUCAAAAAGCCAUAGACGUGUAUAAGGGAAUGAUCAACAACUUCGAUGGAUUUCUCCAACAGCUCCCCACAGAGAAGGAGCAACUGUUACGGCAAACUUACCGGGUGUGA
This is a messenger RNA of Pseudovirgaria hyperparasitica, 2847 nucleotides long. Its product is annotated as ARM repeat-containing protein. Lineage: Eukaryota; Fungi; Ascomycota; Dothideomycetes; Acrospermales; Acrospermaceae. Gene Ontology annotation, molecular function: nuclear import signal receptor activity; small GTPase binding. The record is from RefSeq and is a predicted model, not a curated record. The transcript is spliced from 3 exons. Gene Ontology annotation, biological process: protein import into nucleus. The coding region runs from base 1 to 2847 and encodes 948 amino acids. Gene Ontology annotation, cellular component: cytoplasm; nucleus.